AUGAAAGCUUCAAAACGUGGACAUGAAUCCGACGAUGAUGAAUCUGUAAAUAACGAAAGAAUGGUGCGUUACGAAUGGCAUCGCGAGCGCAUGCUAUAUCGUGCUGGGUUACCCUGUAAGUUUGAACGUAUGGGCGGAUGGCACAAGUUUUGCAAACAUGAAGAAUCGCCCCGACGUAGAAGGAUGAAGUAUUUAAUAUCGCAAUCUCCUUUUCUACCAUAUAGCGAUCGGACAAUCUCGCAGCAUCUGAGCAGAACGCAACGAUGGAUGCGAAAUCCUGGGCGGAAUUCACUCUAUCAUGGAAUCAGAGUGAUCAGGAAGGAACUUGAUAGUAUGUGGCUUAACGAGAGAAGAUUGUUAAGUGGUUGCUGUUGCAAUGUCAUGACAAUGUUAUUUUGUUUAAGAGUGAUGUCUGAAAUUGAACAAAAAGCUGAGAAAUUAAUCAAAAAGUAUCGUGCGCAACAGGAAUUUUGGCCUAUAUGUGUAUUGCCAGUUCAAUAUAAUGAAUCGCAACUGGUGGAGAGCAUCGAUUUCUCGAGACAUCCAUCACAAAUAGGAGAUUAUCUGGAUCACAUUAGAUCAAUUGAUGCCGGAUAUCGUCAACAUAUCCGACGUGAAAAAGAUACUGUGCAUCUUUUUGCCGAGCGUAUAAUGAGAUGGAGAGAGGGCGCUGGUGGUAAACUGUUCAGAAAAUUGGAAAGACGAUAUGAUGAAUAUUUGAAUUGUAUAGUCAAUAGAAGUAUCAAUAUUUUACCAGGAAUUCCUGAAGCUCGAACGAUGAAAAAGUUAUGGAAACUGAAGGCAAUUUUCCAACGCAGAUUUAAAUGUGUGCUUGCUGGAUGGCCUUGCAGAAUGGAAAAGGCUUUGUUAUGUUCCUACUGUCACUUUCUCAGAGUGCAAAAAAACUGA
Messenger RNA from Loa loa (African eye worm), 909 nucleotides. RefSeq lists its product as hypothetical. The transcript is spliced from 4 exons. Lineage: Eukaryota; Metazoa; Nematoda; Chromadorea; Rhabditida; Onchocercidae. The coding region runs from base 1 to 909 and encodes 302 amino acids. The record is from RefSeq and is a predicted model, not a curated record.